This is a messenger RNA of Fulvia fulva, 1350 nucleotides long. Its product is annotated as L-tryptophan decarboxylase. Lineage: Eukaryota; Fungi; Ascomycota; Dothideomycetes; Mycosphaerellales; Mycosphaerellaceae. Gene Ontology annotation, molecular function: phosphatidylserine decarboxylase activity. The coding region runs from base 1 to 1350 and encodes 449 amino acids. The record is from RefSeq and is a predicted model, not a curated record. Gene Ontology annotation, biological process: phosphatidylethanolamine biosynthetic process. Gene Ontology annotation, cellular component: mitochondrion. The transcript has 3 exons.
AUGGUUCACCAACACGGAGACCACCACGAGAUCCCUCACGAGCACCAUGUGGAUCGUGCAGGUGCAUGGUUGCCAGCUGAUCACCGUAUCAACGAGGAGUGGUUGGGCAACCAGAUCGAACAUGCGAAGAACAACAAGAAGGAGCUCAUUCCAGUCUUGCAGGAGUUCAAGGAGUUUAUCGAAGGCAACAGCAGAAUUUACAUGUACUUCGUGAACAUGUUCCAGGAAGUGCCGAUGAAGCACCCUUACACUAAAGACCCCACCGGCCGCAAGCAGGUCCGCGACUACCACCAUCUCCUCGAGAUCCUCAACCAUACUUUCACCACCGCACCAGGAUGGAUCGAUGCCGCAGCAAACGUUGGCAUGGUCGGAGUUCCGAUGUGUGCCAUUCUCGACUAUCCAAUGGGUACCCCAUCCGGCUACGCCGCUUUCCUCGACCCAGAUGUCAACAAGAUGCUGAAGAAGGUCCUGAACGAGUGGGGCAAGUUCCUCUGCAGUCCAAAGAGCGCGGAGGUUCUCGGCACACAUAAGCAAGGCUGGUUUGGAGAGACUGGCCAGAAGGAUAUUAUGGAGGUUGCAAAUGCUCCGUACAAGACUUCGCACAAGUUCGAAGACUUCUUCGUCUGUGAUCCGAAGGCGAAGCACUAUGGCUACAAGAGCUGGGACCACUUCUUCACCAGACAAUUCAGAGAUGAAGUCAGACCAGUCGCGAGCCCGGAAGAUGACAAUGUCAUUGCCUGUGCCUGCGAGAGCAAGGUCUUCAAUGUUGUCAAGGGCGCACACUUGCGCGACAAGUUCUGGAUCAAGGGUCAGCCAUACUCCGUCCGCGAUAUGCUUGCGUUCGAUCCAUUGGCUGAGCAGUUCGCUGGAGCCACGGUAUACCAGGCUUUCCUAUCAGCCCUGUCGUACCAUAGAUGGCACGCUCCGGUGUCCGGUACAGUGAAGAAGGCUUUCGUGCAGGACGGUACCUACUUUGCGGAGCCCUUGUUCGAAGGUCUAGGUGAUCCAGGUCGCGCAAAGACCCAGGAGAUCGAUGCUGGGGGUAUCUCCGUUGGCCAAGGAUACCUCACGGCUCUGGCGACACGAGCGGUCAUCUUUAUUGAGGCUGACAACCCGGCUAUUGGCCUCAUGGCUUUCAUCGGUGUAGGCAUGGAUGAGGUAUCAACAUGCGAGAUUACCGUGAAGGAAGGCCAGCAUAUCAAGAAGGGAGAGCAGACCGGUAUGUUCCACUUCGGUGGUUCGUCUCAUGUCCUGCUGUUCAGGAAGGGAGUCCAGGUCGAUGGUUUCCCACAGCCAGGGAGAAGGGAGAACGUGCCAGUCCGUAGUGAGGUGGCUCGCGUCCAGGCAUAA